This is a messenger RNA of Humulus lupulus (European hop), 2210 nucleotides long. Its product is annotated as double-stranded RNA-binding protein 2-like. Bases 304 to 1947 code for a protein of 547 amino acids. Lineage: Eukaryota; Viridiplantae; Streptophyta; Magnoliopsida; Rosales; Cannabaceae. The transcript is spliced from 4 exons. Gene Ontology annotation, molecular function: double-stranded RNA binding. The record is from RefSeq and is a predicted model, not a curated record.
GAACGAGUACAGUACGCCUGCUUUGCUUGCUUAUUGUAAUUUUCCUUCGUCAGCAUAUGAAUGAAUGAAUAUAUAUAUUUAUAUCACUGCGAACAACUUGAGAAUGGCGUAAAAUUAGAGUCCAGUUUACUCUUGCCUUAAUAUUUCUCUUUCUCCCUUUUUCGUUUCAUCACUUUCUCAGAACAUUUUCGGCCGCUUUUUCUAGUUGAAUUGGGUGUAGAAGAGAAGAGCAGUUUUAGUUCCAGAAGUGGAGCGAGGAAUUAAUUACUUAUUCGAUAUGGACACUGUCAUCUGUAUUCAGGUAUGUAUAAAAACCAACUGCAAGAGUUGGCGCAAAGAAGCUGCUUUAAUCUGCCAUCUUAUUCAUGCAUCCGAGAAGGACCAGAUCACGCCCCUCGAUUUAAAGCUACUGUCAACUUCAAUGGAGAGACAUUUGAAAGCCCAACUUUUUGCUCCACUCUAAGACAGGCUGAACAUGCUGCAGCAGAAGUAGCAUUGAGCACACUAGCAAAAAGAGGCCCUUCUAGAGCAUUGGCUGCAAGAGUAUUGGAUGAGACAGGAGUUUAUAAGAACUUGCUUCAAGAGACUGCUCAUAGAGCUGGGUUAAACCUGCCUGUUUAUACCACAAUUCGAUCCGGGCCAGGCCACGUCCCUGUAUUUUCAUGUACGGUUGAGCUAGCAGGAAUGAGCUUCACUGGGGAAUCAGCCAGGACUAAAAAACAAGCCCAGAAGAAUGCAGCCAUGGCUGCUUGGUCAUCCCUAAGAAGAUUGGCCCAACCUGGUUCCUCUUCAUCUUCUUUAAUGGAGUCUAAGGUCAAUGAAGAACAGGAACAAGUCAUUAUUGCUCGUGUUCUUUCAAGUUUAUGCCCACCAGAAAGUAAGUAUUCUGCACAAAAUGAUCGCCUGCAUGGACAACAGAGAUAUUCCCCCAUCUGCAGCAGAUCAACCUUGCCAGCAGCAAGUUUAUUUCCAGUGCAAUUCCAUAGUUGGCCAUACCCUAGUUAUUCUCCCGAAAUAGCCAUGUACCAGUUGUGGCAGCAAGAACAAUUAAUACAGCAUCAACAACACCUAUUUCAGUUUCCAGUUUCACCAUCUACUCCAUCUGUUCCUCAUGUGUUUCCGGUCUUGCAGUCAAUGCUUCGCCCAGAUCGCUGUCUAUACAGUCCAGCAACUGAGCAAGAGUCGACAUCUGCAAAAUCAAGAAUUACAAUUGCUACCUCAGGCCCAUCCCUUUGCUUCUCAGAUCCUUUGAUCCCUGAGUCAAACAGGGGAAGGUCAACAGUCACCAUUAAAGAGAUACAGGAGGAAAAAUCAGAAGAGUCGCCCAAGUAUACCAAAUCCACAGUUUCAGACCCCUUUCUCCUUAGCAACAUUAAUACUGAAUCAAGAGUUCGGGAACCAGUUCAGGAGGAUGAUAGGCAGAGAGUAGCUGAAGGGGGAAGAAAUACUAAAAAUGUCAAGCUAGAAGGAAGCCAAACUGGGCAAGCCAAAUGGGACUUUCGGCUGCCAAGUUCAUGUGGUUUCAACUCUUCUAGGCCUCAACACACAAACCAAUAUCCUCCCAGAUUGACUUCCCAAAAAAGUUUAAGACCACCAACCAGUGCUCCUCCUGUGACGAUCAGAACAGCAGGAUCGACAUCUUCAACUGUGGUCAGGCCACAAAAUUCACCAACACAAGUUGCUGCACCUCCAAAAAUGAGAACGGGCACCCCUUCUUCAUGUCCAGUCAGAUCCUUUCCUGAAAAGUUGGAGCUUGGAGGAGUGAGACAUAGUUUUAUGGCGCCAGCUGUUCGAAUUAGAUCAGUUGUACCUGUAUGCUCUGCUCCACCACUGAGAAACAUGCCAAGUUCCAGCCAGGAGGGAACGUUACCUAACACGGAGAAGAAAAAUACAGAUCAGGACAACAUGUCCAAAGCAACUUCAGAGCUUGGUAAACUCAGGAUAUAAACACCGAGUAUUAGAUACUACAAUCAUUUCUUUUAGAUUUGGAUAGUUUUAGUUGUGAGAAAUAUGGCAGGUUUAUGGGGAGCCAUUGAUACCUACUCAAAGUCUUUAGAAUAAGUGGAAAGCAACAUAAUAUUUUCUGUACAUAUUGGAAUAUAUAUAGUCUUCUGGUGCUUAAUCAGGGAUCAAACAUUGGCCAGAAUUUCUUUUUAUAUAUACGAGUGCUAUUCUGAUUCAAAAAUGUCAGCAUGGUGCUAAUUAGAGAA